CGACAAACAAGCUAUUCUAGACCAGAUCAAGCAGCAGGGUGAAAUUGUAAGAACACUGAAGACGGAAAAGGCAGAGAAGGACAAGACCUACUAAAGCCUGACUUGCUGACACGGUUUUCUUUCAUCUCUAUGUCUAAAACGUGUCCCCUCCCUGUGGCUGUCUGGAAUCUGGAUACAACAACAACUGUCUGGUCACUUGACGACGGGACUUGCUUUGCUUUUUGAUUGGAAAAAACUGAUUUCUAAUUGGGAACCCAACAUGGCACUGACGUGGACCAAACUUGUAUUUCUGCAUCGCCUUGGAUACCAACAUUUACGCUGCACCGCCACUCAACGGCAUAUGUGUCAUACUUCGAAUGACCAGAUUACAGAAGAAGUCGCAAAGCUUCUUGCGCUGAAAGCUCAAAUUGGAGAUGAGGGCAAGUCAAAAAAAUUUGUCCUCAAGACGCCCAAGGGAGCAAGGGACUACAACCCAAAACAAAUGGCCAUAAGGGAGGGUGUCUUCAAGACGAUUGUAGAGUGCUUCAAACGCCAUGGAGCUGAGACUAUUGACACUCCUGUCUUUGAGCUCAAGGAUACACUGACAGGAAAAUACGGAGAAGACUCCAAGCUCAUCUACGAUUUGAAGGACCAAGGAGGGGAGAUGCUAUCACUGCGAUAUGAUUUGACCGUACCAUUUGCGCGGUACUUGGCAAUGAAUAAGGUCAACAAAAUCAAGCGUUAUCACAUUGCCAAGGUGUAUCGUCGUGACAACCCUGCUAUGACACGAGGCCGUUACAGGGAGUUCUACCAGUGUGAUUUCGAUAUUGCUGGCCAGUAUGACUUAAUGAUCCCAGAUGCAGAGUGUAUUAAGAUUGUGCACGAGAUACUGACUAACUUGGGGUUGGGCGACUUUGUCAUCAAGGUCAACCACAGACAGAUAUUAGAUGGGAUGUUUGAGGUCUGCGGCGUGCCUGCUGAGAAGUUCCGCACUAUAUGCUCAUCCGUCGACAAAUUAGACAAGACAUUUUGGGAAGACGUCCGUGCCGAAAUGAUCGACGAAAAGGGUCUGGACCCAGUGGCUGCUGAUAAGAUCGGCAAGUUUGUUCAGAUGAAGGGUGGUCCAGAACUGAUUGAUCAGCUACUCAAGGACUCCCCCUUGACUGGAAGUAAAGCCGCACUCGAGGGACUUGAGGCCAUGAAGUUACUCCUCAAGUAUUGCGACAUCUUUGGAAUUCGAGACAAGGUGUCAUUUGAUCUUAGCUUAGCGAGGGGUUUGGACUACUACACUGGAAUCAUCUAUGAGGCCGUAUUGAAAGGUGCGGAGACCCUACCCACCAAGACUGGGGAACAGGUGGGUGUUGGCUCAGUAGCAGGAGGUGGGCGGUAUGACGGCCUGGUUGGCAUGUUUGAUCCUAAGGGUAAACAGGUGCCAUGUGUCGGUGUUAGCAUAGGUAUUGAGAGAGUGUUCUCUAUCAUGGAGGCCAAGGCCAACGCCAUGAAGAUAAGAACCACUGAGACGGAGGUACUGGUAGCGUCUGCUCAAAAUGGCAUGCUGGAAGAGAGACUAAAGCUCUGUAAGGAACUGUGGGAUGCUGGAAUUAAGGCAGAGGUAGCAUACAAGAAGAAUCCAAAGAUGCUGAAUCAGUAUCAGACGGCAGAGACUUCAGGCAUCCCAAUCAUUGCUGCCAUAGGGGACGCAGAGUUAAAGAACGGCACGGUCACAAUACGAGACACCGAAACAAGAAAAGAGGAGCAGGUAUCUCGAGCAGACGUUAUAUCCGUUAUUAAAGAUCGAUGUAAAUUAUCUGCGACGUGUUAGGCAUCAAUUUAUCUUCAUCAAGCUAAGGAGAUGUUAAUAACUUCUUCAUCAUAGUCAGAAACUAUGUCAUUGUCAACAUCCAUAAGAAUUUAGGAACAUAGGCCUUUUAAACCAUACCUUUCUUAAAGGCACUUGACGCUAUUGGUAAUUACUAAAAAUAGUUGUUAGCAUAAAAACUUACUUGGUAACGAGC
Molecule: messenger RNA, 1994 nt
Organism: Asterias rubens (European starfish)
Lineage: Eukaryota; Metazoa; Echinodermata; Asteroidea; Forcipulatida; Asteriidae
Product: histidine--tRNA ligase, cytoplasmic-like
Exons: 13
Coding region: 260-1801 (513 amino acids)
Biological process (GO): mitochondrial translation; histidyl-tRNA aminoacylation
Cellular component (GO): mitochondrion; cytoplasm
Molecular function (GO): identical protein binding; histidine-tRNA ligase activity; ATP binding
Source: RefSeq, a predicted model, not a curated record